UUUUAACCCAAAAUCGGUAUAUAAGCUAAUCAAGGUAUUUCUUCAUUCAUUUUCAAUUUUCGUAGAAACAUGAUACCCAUUUUCGUUUUUGUAUCUUGCAUCUGUGGCUUCAAUGCACAGCAAUUUGGACAAGGGCAGUUUCCAGGCCAACAAGGCCAAUUUCCAGGCCAACAAGGCCAAUUUCCAGGCCAACAAUUUGGACAACAAGGUCAAUUUCAAAACCAGCAAUUUGGACAACAAGGACAAUUUCCUGGCCAGCAAUUUGGUCAGCAAGGACAGUUUCCAAACCAAUUUGGUCAGCAAGGAAUAAUAGGCCAAAAUGGAUUUCAGAAUCAAAUUCCCGGACAGUUUGGUCAGCAAGGAUUUAAUGGAGUAAAUAAUUUUGCACAAAAUCAACAGUUUAUUCAACAAAGUGUUGGUAAUCCAAACAGUUGUCAUGUAAGAGGAUGUGGAAUAGGGCAACAAUGUGUUUACAGAAGUAACGUGGGUCUGCCUUACAUAUGUCCUACAUGGAUUCCAGUCCUCCCAUGUCAAUGUAUUCCUGGCUGCAGGGCCCAAAAUCAGUUUAUACAAGUUGGACAAACAAAACAGAUCGACACCUGCGGUAAUAGAUGUACUUGUAAUACACAAAAUGGACAGGCGUCGUGUACACAGAUUGCUUGUAAUCAAGCCAGUCCUGGAACACAACCACAAACUAUUGGCACAAUUCCAGGUGUUGUCCCAGGGGCUAUUCAGGGAGGUAUUCCUGGUGCCAUUGGUGGUAUUCCCGGUGCCAUCGGUGGUGUGCCUGGUCAGGUCGGAGGUAUACUUCCAGGUGGUAUACAAGGUGGGCCACAGGUUCCAAUCGGAAAGAAAAAAUAAAUUUAAAACCAGAACGGAAAGUACCACGUAUAUCGAAUUGAGUUAAUUCAAGAGCUAGCCAUGGAGUAUUAAUACAUAGUGUAUACAGAAUAUAUGAGCAGAGAGAAUGAAAAAAACCCAACACAGUUGUAUAAUAUGAUACAAAAGUCCCAUAAUAUAAUUUGCUUUUUAUACUUUCAUCUAAAGUUUACUUUGUUGUAUAAAGUAUUGUAUAUAUUGAAUUGUUUGAUCAUUUGAUUUUAAACAGAAAAAAAACCCUGUUUUUCAAAAUCAUUUUAAUAAAAAAAAAUGUGAAAUUAAGUUUUAUAUUUAUAUCUGA
Mytilus trossulus (common blue mussel) is the source of this 1180-nucleotide messenger RNA. RefSeq lists its product as uncharacterized. The coding region runs from base 70 to 861 and encodes 263 amino acids. The transcript is spliced from 4 exons. Lineage: Eukaryota; Metazoa; Mollusca; Bivalvia; Mytilida; Mytilidae. The record is from RefSeq and is a predicted model, not a curated record.